Molecule: messenger RNA, 596 nt
Organism: Suillus fuscotomentosus
Lineage: Eukaryota; Fungi; Basidiomycota; Agaricomycetes; Boletales; Suillaceae
Exons: 1
Source: RefSeq, a predicted model, not a curated record
UGCACGUGCAAAAAGAUUGCACGCAACAAGAUAGCAUUGUUUCAUCUACGUCCUGGAGUGCGGUCGACGGUCAACGAGCUCGAUUUCCUGAUAGCCAGGAUCGUGGAACUUCUUAGCGAAUUGACUUUCCCACCGAAAUUUACAUUCGGUGUGGAUGAGCUUGGCAACUCAUACUUCCUCGAAAAUGAGGUAGUGUGGCAUGUCGUUUUAGACGCUGUCGCGGAACUCGAGCUCUACAAGUACCUCAACAAUCUCGACAGUAUAUUCUGUGCAGCUGCUGUUGCUGUUUACUGCGCCUUGCAGGAGCUCGCGACCGGACGGUUCAUCAAUAUCGAAUUUGGGGGUGAAGUAUAUAGUAAACUUUACGAUAAACUGCUAGAGCAUCUGCAGAAGAACUCCCUUGUCCCACACUUGUUGGCACAUUGGGACAAGUAUAAAUCUCUCACUCGCACGAGGCUGAUGCAGAUAUGCCGUAUCAGUACUACUACUAGUAGUUGAUCACUCCCUUUCGUAUGAUCGUACGACUCCGAGUCACAGUGUACAUUAAUUUGAUCAACGACUCUUACGUUGGAACUAACAUGUCGCGCACUGAAUAA